UUCGUGAGCGCUCGGACCAUAUUUCCAAUUCGCACUAAUGAAAGCUUAUUUUCUCGCUUAUCCUCUUUUCCCCAGCUAUCCCAAAUGCAUCUCUGCAAUGUUGCCCUGCCAAAUUGCCCAGAUUAAAUUCUCGAAUCAUAUCGUCAUACUUCAUACCCAUCAUCAUCAACCUAUUGAUCCACCACAUUCAAUACCAAACCAUCAACACCGAUAAUCUCUACCGGCUCCACACAUCAAAAACCAUCAUCAAAAACCCCAAAGACUAAACCAUAGCAACCAUGCCCACUACCCGGCGCAGCCACGGCCCCGCGCAAAAAGGCACCCAAAGAACCCUCUCCUUCAACAACUCCACCAAAAUAACCAAAGCCAGCACACCCUCCGCCCUCACAACCAAAAACUCCCUCACCAACCUCUCAUCUCUCAAUCCCUCAAAACCUUCCCCAGAAAUUAAAGAUGUCACAACCGCAACCAACGAACCCGCACCAAGCAGCACACCCCGACCCUCCCAAACCCUCCCCAAACCCUUAACCGCAGAGCAAGAACGCCAGAAUGAACUCGCCUCCCAAAUAACCGAUUCUAAAAUUCGUAAAUAUUGGAAGGGACGCGAGGAGUUAAGAUUAGCACCUAGAGUACAUCAAAAAGAUUUGGAUAUCAGUGAGAAGAUAUUAAGGGAAUGGGAUGUCAUGAGUCAAUAUGGUGUAUGUAUUUUAUUUACCAGCUUUUCAUUAUAUCCUCACUUGUAACCUCAGCCUUCAUGCAAGUUAUCUCCUCCACCCAUUAUCUCAAUCUCGAUUAAGAUUCAGUAUAAAAACUAGACACUAAUACCCCCAAAAGCCAGCAAUAGGUAUCACCCGCACCAAACGCUGGCACCGCGCUUUCAAACUCGGUCUUAACCCCCCAAUCGAAAUUCUAGCCGUCCUCCUAAAAGAAGAAGAGAAGAAAAAUACAGCAGUAGAACGAGCAUAUAUCGAUGAAUUAAUGGGCGCUAAGGAAGUCAUUGGCGGGGAUGCGGUUUAAAUCUAAUCUUGGGGCUACGAUUAGAAGCCGGAAGAGGUCAAAGAAAGAUCCAGUGUGCAUGAUCAAAAGAGCAGAUUGCAAACGAUUGAAGGGGAGCAUGGCAAUUCCCUCACAUUAAAAAGAGAAGAAGAAAAUGAUAAAAAUGGGUAUACGAUAUGAUAGGACACAAUAUGACACAAUCUGGCAGGGUUUCCUGAUAACAGGAUGACUUACACACACGGCGUAGGGCUAGGCGCCUAGGUUUACCUAUUUUACGGCUUCUCAUACCGAUUGAUUUUCUUCUUAUUCGCACGAAUACAAAGAGAAGAUCUGGUUUCAUAUAUAGAAAGGAGUUUUCAGCUGUGGAUAGAUAGUGCAUGUGGAUAGGAUAGCAGAUACCUAGUUCUAUUUGGCUACAGCUUGAAGUAAAUUGCACAUCAUCAUGAAGUGAGGGUUCAAUCCAGCUUCAAUAAACCCAUCAUAAUUUCACAGA
Sclerotinia trifoliorum is the source of this 1489-nucleotide messenger RNA. NCBI's taxonomy places the organism in Eukaryota, Fungi, Ascomycota, Leotiomycetes, Helotiales, Sclerotiniaceae. The record is from the annotation of a GenBank genome assembly.